This is a messenger RNA of Eleginops maclovinus (Patagonian blennie), 5783 nucleotides long. It is a transcript of the gene tube1, whose product is annotated as tubulin, epsilon 1. The transcript is spliced from 12 exons. The record is from RefSeq and is a predicted model, not a curated record. Gene Ontology annotation, cellular component: cytoplasm; microtubule. The coding region runs from base 135 to 1409 and encodes 424 amino acids. Gene Ontology annotation, biological process: microtubule cytoskeleton organization; mitotic cell cycle. Lineage: Eukaryota; Metazoa; Chordata; Actinopteri; Perciformes; Eleginopidae. Gene Ontology annotation, molecular function: structural constituent of cytoskeleton; GTP binding.
AACACAGUGGUGGCGCGAGAUUAGAUAAGCGUUCAAAAGUAUUUUCUUAAAAAGUUGUUUAAAUGGACAGUUCUUGACAUUAAGCUUGCACUCUGCGGUAUAUAGGCGCCUGUGUGCCCCGUUCUGCUGCAGCCAUGACACAGUCCGUUGUUGUCCAAGUUGGUCAGUGUGGCAACCAGGUUGGGUGCAGGUUCUGGGAUCUUGCCUUGCGAGAACAUGCCCAUGUGAAUAAAAAAGGAUUGUAUGAUGAGGCCCUCGGUAGCUUUUUCCGAAAUGUGGACUCAAGGAAAUGUAAUGGGGAGGCCUGUGUUGUUGGUGGGAGAAUCCAACAUCUGAAGGCCAGGGCAGUGCUGGUGGACAUGGAGGAGGGCGUGGUCAAUGAGAUCCUGCAGGGCCCGUUGAGAGAAAUGUUUGACAGCACUCAGCUCCUCACCGACGUGUCAGGUUCAGGUAACAACUGGGCGGUUGGACACAUGACGUACGGCUCAGCCUACAGGGAACAGAUAGUGGAGAAGCUGAGGAAGGCAGCAGAACACUGUGACUGUCUGCAGUGCUUCUUCCUCAUUCACUCUAUGGGAGGAGGUACGGGCUCGGGCCUGGGGACCAAAGUGCUGAGCCUGCUGGAGGAGGAGUUUCCUGAGGUGUGUCGGAUUGUCACCUCCAUCUAUCCGUCUGCAGAGGAUGAUGUCAUCACCUCUCCCUACAACAGCAUCCUAGCUAUGAGGGAGCUCACGGAGCACGCUGACUGUGUCCUGCCUGUGGAAAACCAAUCGUUGAUGGACAUUGUGAACAGGAUUAAACACAUGUCCCACAGUGGAAAGCCAGGGUCUGUGAUCAGGAGGGAAAGCACCAUCAUCUCUGGGCAGGGGGGGCUCAGUGGAGCGGAGAAACCUUUUGAUUCCAUGAAUAAUAUUGUGGCCAACCUGUUGCUCAAUAUUACCAGCUCGGCUCGUUUUGAAGGGUCUCUCAACAUGGAUCUGAAUGAGAUUGCCAUGAACCUCGUCCCCUUCCCACGUUUACACUACUUGGUGCCAAGCCUAACCCCUCUCUACACUCUGGCAGAUGUCAGCGUCCCCCCCAGAAGACUGGAUCAGAUGUUCAGUGAUGCCUUCAGUAAAGAGCACCAGCUGAUCCGAGCCGACCCGAAGCACAGCCUCUACCUGGCCUGCGCCCUCAUGACUGAAGCCUUCGCUGCCGUUUGUGUCCUGGAACCAGGAAGGCUGGAAGACGGGCCUGUGCUCAGUACCUCCUGUGGGCCACUCCCACUCCCUGUUAGCCCUGGCCAACAGCACCUGUGUGAAGCCCACGUUCAUGGAGCUGAAGGAACGCUUCACCAAGCUCUACAGGAAGAAGGCUCACUUACACCACUACUUGCAUGUAGAAGGGAUGGAGCAGGGCCACUUCUCUGAGGCCCUCGUCUCUCUCAGCUCCCUGAUUGAAGAGUACCGACUUCUGGACGCCACCAAGGGGAGACUCAUGCCUGAUGCACGCAGACUGCACAUCGCCAGAUGAAGGUUCACUUUGUUUCAAUCUGUCUGUCUCCUUAUAACAAUGAUUAUGUGUGAUGCUAUACGGAAUAAUGAUGAUGUCACACAACCACAUCUUUUGUAUAUACCUUUAAAUGUUAUAUUUCAUCAUUUUUUUAUGUAUGACUCCAUUAAAAACCUCUGAAAAAAGAUAAGCAACAUGAAUACUGUAUCCUGAACUGCCAUGGUGUGGCACCAUGACUGUUAUAAUACGGUCUGCUGCACUGGCCAUGUCCAUUUUUCAGAACUAACAACUUUCAAAUACUUCUUCAUGUAUUCAAUGAUUCCCAGCCGUUCUUCCUUUAGAAAUCAGGUGUUUUAGUCUCAGUUUGAGCUUUGGUCUUUGUCCCUGAACUGUUUGGAAGGCUCCAUAAGUUAGAGUAACCUCAGGUCAGAAAACAUGUCUCCAGGAUCAUUGCACUUCCUCUGGCACACACAGGACGUUAUCCACUGCAUCUUCCACUGCAUGUUGGUGCCUCCCUUGCAGGUGAAGUUGACCUUGAUCAUGCGUGACUUGUUGGGGACACAGCAGCGCUUGUCUGUGCAGACGCCGCAGUACGUGGGCUUAAACUUCUUGGUGCUGGUACAGCCCGAGAGGGUCAGCUUCUCCGCUUUCUUUGCUUGAAAUUUAGGCAGGCAUGUCUUUCCCUUUGGCGCCUAUGAGAGGGAAAAGGUGAUUAUUUGAUUGAAAACUAUGGUAAUACUUCCACAUCAUUUCAACAACUGGUCACCUUAACGCUCUUCAUCAGGCUUUUAUCACACAGUCGCAGCAGGCACAGGCGCCGGUCCUUCCUCAUCUCACAUUUGCCGUUAUCGUUGUUGACACGCGAUGAGAUGCCCAGGCCGCAGGUUUUGGAGCAGGGGCUCCAGGGGGUGGUCUGGAUCAGACAGUUCUUCUUCCAGGCUAAAGGAGGAUCCCUGUAAGCUUUCAGUAUUACAGUUAAAGGGCACUGUGUCAACAACACCCUGCAUAAAGAACCAGUCUGUGGGCUUACCAUGCUGCCGCGCAGAGCACACACACCAAAUACCUGCUCUUAUCCUCCACAAGGGAACCAAUUUUCUUCUUAAUGUUUCCUUUGAGCUGUACUUACACGGGAUAAUUAGAAAGGGUGGAGUAGAAAUUGCUUUUAAAUAUCUUUUAGUCACCCCUAAUUAGUCUGUUUGCCAGCUCAUAGAGUCCGAUAGUGAACCCGGAGAUGUUGAGAAUCCCAAAGUUUUAUGUUAGAAAUGUAUAGUAGAGGUCUCCAGCACUUAGAAACUGCAGGAUGCUAACCUGCAUAUGUUGGGCACAAUUAGCAAUAGUUGUGUUAAUUACCAUUUAUUACCAUUAUAGCCUAUGUGGAUAAUAGUUUAAAAAAUGUCUUGGCCAAUUUGGCCAAUUUUGGGGUAAUUGAGGAUGCGGAGUAUUGCUGAUUACAUUUUGGGUCCAUUGGAAGAUUCUGGAUCAUUUGGAUUGGAAAGAUUGGCUAUUUUUUUGCAAAUAAUUUGUCCACAGCACCGAUAAUAAUUUUCAUCUGGUGCUCUUUAUAUCCAAUGCUUUCAACAUUUACUCAUGGUAGUCAGCCCACCAAGAGUACAAAUAUUUGCAUUUUCUGGUUAAAACUACUUUUUCUGAUCCUGAAACUGAUUCAGCAUCCUCAAUAACCCCAAAAAACACUUUUGUCCGCCAAGCCAUUUUUAAACUAUUGUCCUUAUAGGCUAUAAUGGUAAUUAAUGCUAAUUAACUCAUAUUAUGCUAACUGUGCAAAUUGCCCAACAUAUGUGAGUUAGCAUCCAGGCAGUUUCCCUGUGCUGGGGACCGUACUAUACAUUUAAGUCAUCAAACUUUGGGGAUCUCAACAUCUCCGGGUUCUCUAUGCAGCUAGGCUGUGUGGAUAAGUGCUACUGCCAGAGUGAUAGAAGGCCCACUCCCCUCCCCUCCCCAGCCAGAUUACGUGGACAGCAAUCCAGGUCCUACAGGCAGGUUCCUGUCCACAGGUCACUCUCUAAACACACACCUGACAUGUAGGUAGUGUCCUGCUGGUUCUUCUUUGCACUCUGGCCACUGCGGAGGCCGGCUGGCAUGUUGCCCAUAAGUGAGGCGGGGCCUAAGAGUGCUGCUGGCUUCUGGAUAAAAGCAGGGGUGCAGCCGAUGGCUCCAGCUAUACAUGUGCACUUAUAGAGGGGGCUGGGCUGGAAACCUUCUCCGUUCUCAUAGUGGGCCCCAUUCAGGUCACAGCCUACUGCCAUCAGGUCUGAGAGAGGGAGGGAAACACGUCAGCGCUCGGCUCAGGAUGUUACUGUGAAUGUUAAAAGCAUUAACACAUUUACACCUAUAUCAAUGAAGUCUUCUUGCAAUUAAUGGACUAAUCACACUUAUUCUCACGUGAAAAAAUAACCAUAAAUAAUUCCAAGAUAUCAUGUUUACUUAUUUUUUUAUCACGCAUUCAGUUUACUUAACUGUGAUUUGAGCGUAAUGACUUUAAUUACAUAUUGCUAGUUGUUUGUCCAAAAAGUGAAAUGGAUUUAGAAUAACAGCUCAUCAUCAGGUCAUUAUUAAGCAUUCAUGUUGAAAUGCAAAAGAUUUCAAUCAAAUACAGAAUUAUUUACUAAAAAAUGCUGGCAUUUAUUUUUAAGAACUGCAUUUUGAAAACCUGAUUUUCUGUUUUCUCUCCUUCCAGCCAAGCAGCAUGAAGGCUUAGAAGUACGAGACUUCUGCUGGCUUAGCGGUCUGACUUCCUGUCCGCUCCUCAUAAUUAAUCACUGCUCUAAUUCUGGUCUCGAGUUUAAGGGGUUCUAUGUCUCUCGGAACAUGUUUCUGCUGCUUUCCAGUUAUUGUGUAUGGCCAAACAUGUUCUUAGGGCCAUCCUGUGAGUGAUCGUACUACACCCCCAUCGCCUCAGACAAGAUAAAACUAAACAGAGACCAAUCUUAAAAAAACAGCUUCAUGGUACUAGAGAAGUAAAACUCCACAUAGAAACCCUUUGUGAGCUACUGCCGUUCACUAUGGCAGAUAGGACGGCAGAAACCACUUGGCUGGGACAUCCCUAGGUUGUAAUCUUGCUUUUAUUAUUUUAUAUUUGAUCAGCAGUUCCUGUGUCAACAAAUGCACAAGAUGCAUUAUUUUUAUAAUAACACAGUCACACUAACAGUAUGCAUCUCUGCUGAUUCAAACAGAACAUGAGGAGCAUCCUGUCCUAGCAUGAGGAUUUCAGAAAAAGACGGGAGCCACUCACAUGCACACACUCCGACCUCAUAUCUGGGCUGGUCCGCUGAGAAGUCGCAGUACAUGCUCUUGUGUGGGUCACAGACGUCCCUCUCGUUACACGCAUCUCCGAUCUGCCUGGCGCAGCUCUUGCAGCAGCCACACCCGUCCAGGACCGAGCUCACUCCCGGGGCGCAUUGGGGUCUCUCUCUGCACUUGCAGGGCCACUGGCAGAACUGCCGCCUCUCGGCCGCAGCCCGCCCAUCUCGAGCAGCCAGCUGCCCAUUGUUCUGAGCCCUGCUGAAGACCUGGGGGACGAGAAGACAUUUCCACCUGCAGUUUCUUAAAGGAGCAACACUCAGAAGAACCGCUUGACGAUUUGUACACCCCUCUCUCCUGGUCAAAUGGAAUAAGGGGGGGGUUAAAGCUGGCUGUCUAUAAUUACUUUUAAUUGAUAGAUCCAAGUAAGGAUCUGAACUCCACGCCCCUUCUGGCAACACCUGUUCUGACUGACAGACACGAGAGAAUUUGGAUCAGCACAUUUGUGUUCCCUAGAGGAUAAACAAUGUAGACUGGGCCACGCUUAGGGGGAGAAGCAUUUAAGCCCCACUACUUGUAAUUCUCUUUGAAUAGUAUUUCAGUAUGUUUUAAUUAUAUUCUUUAUCCCUCACUACUUCUUGUUAAUAAUCCAGUCUGUUUCUGAUGGACAGCGUGUAGCUCCACCUCCACAUUAACACCAUCAGUUUGGUUGGUCAGUGAAAGUGUGAGGUUACUUAUAGUUUCUAUCCAGACCACGAAACCCCCAUAUUAGAGUACAUAAAAAAGGGAGCAAAAGACCCCUCACAUGAGAAACCUGUUGCCUCAAAUCAAUAUCAGAUUGUAAGAUUGCAUUUUCUGACUGACGGUAAGUUAAGCUUGACUACAAGAGAUUUGUUUGGAUGACAGGUAAUCAUUCCCACUGAUUAAACUAACGAGCCAAAUCAAUAAUUUGUGUCAAAAGUCCCUUAGGAAACUUAAAAAAUAAACAUUGUUGUCCAUAAACUAUUAAAAACUCAUCAAUGAGCCUCACUGUU